AUGGUGACGCCGGUUGUCAACCAUCGCCCUACCUCGGUUUCGCCUGAGAUCACAAUUGGGAGAAGUUCUCUUCGAUCCCGAAUUCGAGCUGUUUCGAAAGCUCCACUAUCGUCAGCCAAGGCGUCAAGUGCGAAAUCCAGUCGGGUUGCUAGUACAUGUGAGGCAGACAGAACGAAAACGACUCGGUCUGUGAAGGGCAUCGAGAGGAAGGUGUCAUCAAGGUCAGCGCCUACUCCUGUUGCUCGUGCUGUUGCUGGAUCUUCCAAGGGCAGUCGUCGUCUAAGAACUAAAUCUUCGAAGAAUACCCCGUCAAAAAUAUCGACACAGCUGGUCGUGCUCGCUCGCAAAGACGGUUCAUCUCCUUCACCGACGACAUCGACUGGGAUCCAAGACAGAAGCUAUCUAAGUACAAUGGCAACCGCAUCGUCGACGACAAGAAGAGCAAGGUCGAAUGAAAGCGAUAUCUCUGACGAAAAAUCGUUCUCUGCCGAGGCACCAAGCGGUCUGUGGGAUGAGAGUGUCCAGACGGUUUUCGACUCAUAUGAAGAAAGUUUUCCUGUGAGCAGCAAGAAAAUGACGAUACUUGGAUUUGAUGCCCAGGAGUUCAGAAAGCAUUGUGGUGACUCUUCCCAAACGACGCUAUCCAGUUUCGUUAGUUGCGCUCGGGAAUAUCGAGAAAUUUCCGGCGAGAGCUAUUUGGACAAUGGUUUGAAAGAAGAUCGACGGGCAAUGGCUUCUGCGAAAUCGCGAAAUCGUGCUCUCAAGAAUGGCUACUUCGCAUGA
Messenger RNA from Cooperia oncophora, 783 nucleotides. NCBI's taxonomy places the organism in Eukaryota, Metazoa, Nematoda, Chromadorea, Rhabditida, Trichostrongylidae. The record is from the annotation of a GenBank genome assembly.